GUCACGAUGACUAUGCGCUCCCGUUUGCUAGUUCUGCUGUGCGCUGCACUGGCGAUAUCCACUUGCUCAACUCAAACCACCACAACGGACUCAACUACAACUGAAUCCCUUUUAUGCAUUAUCUUUCCCGUGUUGUGCACAACAACAACUACUACCACCGUGGCUCCUACCACAACUGCAGCAGAAACAACAACUGAAUCUCUUGAGUCCGUAUUAUGCAGACUGUUUCCGCAAUUGCCUAUUUGCUUAACAACUACUUCUCAAGCGACGACAACAACAGUCGCGCCAACGACGACCGAAGAAGUAACGACUACUACUGAUGAAGUAACGACUACUACUGAUGCUUCAACGACGACCGAAGAAACGGACAUGGCUAGAACAACUCUGCUGUUGGUGCUAAUUAAGAAUAUACAAGUAACGACUACUACUGAAAGUGUAACGACAACUACUGAUGCUUCAACGACGACCGAAGAUGUAACGACUACUACUGAAGAAGUAACGACUACUACUGAUGCUUCAACGACCACUAAAGAAGUAACGACUACUACUGAUGCUUCAACGACUACUACUGAAGAAGUAACGACUACUACUGAAGAAGUAACGACUACUACUGAUGCUUCAACGAGGACUGAAGACGUAACGACUACUACUGAUGCUUCAACGACGACUGAAGAAGUAACGACUACUACUGACGCAUCAACGACGACCGAAGAAGUAACGACUACUACUGAAGAUGUAACGACUACUACUGAUGCUUCAACGACGACCGAAGAAAUAACGACUACUACGGAGGCUUCAACGACGACCGAAGAAGUAACGACUACUACUGAAGAAGUAACGACUACUACUGAAGAAGUAACGACUACUACAGAAGAAGUAACGACUACUACUGAUGCUUCAACGACUACUGAAGAAGUAACGACUACUACUGACGCUUCAACGACGACCGAAGAAGUAACGACUACUACUCAAAGUGUAACGACAACUACUGAUGCUUCAACGACGACCGAAGAUGUAACGACUACUACUGAAGAAGUAACGACUACUACUAAUGGUUCAACGACCACUGAAGAAGUAACGACUUCUACUGAUGCUUCAACGACUACUACUGAAGAAGUAACGACUACUACUGAAGAAGUAACGACUACUACUGAUGCUUCAACGACGAGUGAAGACGUAACGACUACUACUGAUGCUUCAACGACGACUGAAGAAGUAACGACUACUACUGACGCAUCAACGACGACCGAAGAAAUAACGACUACUACUGAAGAUGUAACGACUACUACUGAUGUUUCAACGACGACCGAAGAAAUAACGACUACUACUGAGGCUUCAACGACGACCGAAGAAAUAACGACUACUACUGAAGAAGUAACGACUACCACUGACGCUUCAACGACGACUGAAGAAGUAACGACUACUACUGAAGAUGUAACGACAACUACUGUUGCUUCAACGACGACUGAAGAAAUAACGACUACUACUGAAGAUUUAACGACUACUACUGAUGCUUCAACGACGACUGAAGAAGUAACGACUACUACUGAUGCUUCAACGACGACUGAAGAAGUAACGACUACUACUGACGCUUCAACGACGACCGAAGAAAUAACGACUACUACUGAAGAAGUAACGACUACUACUGAUGCUUCAACGACGACCGAAGAAGUAACGACUACUACUGAAGAAGUAACGACUACUACUGAUGCUUCAACGACGACCGAAGAAGUAACGACUACGACUACUACUGAUGCUUCAACGACGACCGAAGAAGUAACGACUACUACUGAAGAAGUAACGACUACUACUGAUGCUCCUACGACGACUGAAGAAAUCAGAACAACAUCAACCAGUGAGGACACAACUCAGGCCACAGGUCCCCAGCCGCAUCAUGAACAUCAUCAUCAUCAUCACUAUCAUGAGAUUGUUGGAGCACCUGGCCUUCCAUUUCCACCACCAUUACUGCCAUUACCACCAUUACCAGCAUUACCAGCACUACCACCAUUACCAUCAUUACCAUCAUUACCACCAUUACCACGAUUACCGCCAUUACCGAUUCCAGGAAAUUUACCGGAAGCUGAAUCUGCUGUUAUAGGUCUGCUGCCCUUACCUUUACCUCCUUUGCUUCCAGCAAGGCCAAUACAGCUCAGUUCGCGCCCAGCGAGACCUCAAAUACCUUUUGGAAACCUCUUUGGAAAAUAAUAUAUUCUAAUAUAAUAAGAGAUUUUGGAACUCUCAGCCAAGUCUGUAACCUGAUACAUGCGAUCUGUAGUAAAACAGAAAGUAAAAGAAAAACAUUUUGUUUCUACCCUAUCAUAAUAAAAAUUUUGCGAUCUGA
Drosophila kikkawai is the source of this 2341-nucleotide messenger RNA. The record is from RefSeq and is a predicted model, not a curated record. NCBI's taxonomy places the organism in Eukaryota, Metazoa, Arthropoda, Insecta, Diptera, Drosophilidae.